GCUCUCCCAGCUGUCAGCUUAACUCUGGAUUGGACAGUGAUAAGCUGGGUUUGGGAAUGCUGCAGCAUGAUAUGACAUUUACACUUUGUCCCUUGAAACAGACUCAUUCGUUUCUCCGGUACGCUGACGCCACAUGAAGAGUGCAUUGAUCUGGUUGUCUGUGGUGCUUUCAUGCUUGUGGGAUAGUUUCACCAAAGUUUCAUCAUCAUCAGCUUUAAUGUCAGAAUAAUGGCGUUAACUGACAGGGUUGAAGGAAUGGACAUCUUUGAGCUGCUCAGGAACACGGUAGAAUCAGACCGUUUCCGUGACGAUCAUCCGUGGACAAUGACAAUUAAUGAAAUCCAAAGUCCUCAAAAAAGUGCGGCUGAUGACUUCCUAGACACUCUGCUGCACGACCCCUCCACUUCACCUGGAUCCCCCCCAUGGUCGCCCUGCAUCACUGACAGUAGCAUUAACGAAGACCCCCUGACGGAUUCCUCUCCCAGCCCCCAUCAAGUUUCCUGCGCAGCUUCCCCAGCCUUUGACACGCUCCCGUUCCAUCAGCCUCCAUCUUCAGAAAGCCAGCCACCCAUAAACGAAAGGAAGUCUGAUGUUACCAUCGAUCUAGGCUGGGACUCUGGUGAUCUCCAUGAGGAGCUUGGAAUUACAUACUACCUCAGCCAAGACCAGAGCUCCCUCCUACCUUCCAGUCAUGCCCUCACAGUGAAAGACCUGCUCAUUUCCAGCUUAGAGCAGAAAGUACGCCGAAUCCCCCAGCAUUCCCUGCAGGAGCUUGUUCUUAAUGAGGAUGAGAAGAAGCUUUUGGCCAAAGAAGGAGUACGUUUACCAAACAAGCUUCCCCUAUCCAAGUUUGAGGAAAGGAUUUUGAAGAAGAUCCGGCGGAAAAUCCGCAACAAGCGCUCAGCUCAGGAGAGUCGGAAGAAGAAGAGGGAAUAUGUUGACAGUCUGGAAGGAAGGAUGUCUGCAUGUAGUGCUCACAACCUCCAGCUACAAAGAAAGAUCCAGGAUUUGGAGGAGACCAACAACGCUCUGCUGGAGCAGCUAAGCAGACUACAGGCUCUCAUUCCUAACAGCUCCAGCAGAACAAUAAGCAGAGGAACCUGCGUUCUGGUUUUGCUUCUCUCCUUCUCUCUGUUCAUCUCCUCCAGCCUUCAUCCAGACCUUUACAGCCAGCGCAGCCAGGCAGAAUACAUGCAAACCAAAGCACCGUCUCGCUCCCUGCAGUCCAUUGGCGAGGAAGGAGGUGUCCCUCCUCGUCUUGUGCACUCCAUCUCCAGGGGCUUUGAAGCCCUGCGAAGCCUGGCGAAGAAUAUCGAGGCUUGGGCUUCUACGGCAGCCCUCCCCUCCUCUCUCCACCAGGAUCACAGCCACGAGAAUGAUUACUGGUCUCACUAUAGGAAAAAGAUGUAGCAAAGGCUUGCUUGCAAGUGCAUCAUCCAAGGAGGCAUUUUAGGGCUUUCUCAGCUUCCUGUAAAGACUCUUUGGUGCUCCAGAGCACAAUCUCUCUGGUCUGAUGCUUUUAAAAGUAUCAGGACACCUCUCCAGUAUCUGGCGCUUUUUGGUUUGAGAAAACAAAAAUCUUACAGACUGGAUUACGUACUAUUUCAUUUAAUGUUGUGUUACUUUCACAGGUACUUUGCAGUCCAUAGAUUAACACAAAUGACUGUUCAGUCCUGUAUUUGGAUGUGUGUUAUUGAUGAUGAUAAGAAUGAGCAUUUCAGUGAAAUGUAGAAAAAAUGACUGUUUUUAUUUGCAAUAAAUGCAAAAAACUAAAUUUCUCUUGGUUCAAAAUCAACAUGGACUGAAAAAAAAUGUCACAAAUACUUCUAACUUGACAUAAAACACAAACAUUUGAAUUAAAAUGAGGGUAACAAGUUCUUAAAAGUCAUACAUGGUAAAAUGAAUGCAGAAAAGUCUUUCUUUUUACCACUGCCAGUAUCAAAAGCAAGCAGAGGAGGACUCAAAAUAAAGCAGGGCAAAAAAUUUCCUGCAUUUCAAAAUCCUGUAACCAAUUCUGUCUUAGAACAGUUGGAGAAAAACUAUGAUCAAGGCAGCUGAGAAGACCUGCUGCCUAUACAAGUUCUGGAAUCAUCAGCAUCCAUGCGCGUUUGUCAACGUGUGAGUUUGUGCACUAACAGAUGCUUUCUGCAAGGCCGGCUUGAGCUGAAACAUUCUGACAGCUCUAAAUGGGAAAAUUUCAGAGGGCUAAGCAGUUGUGUGCCUCCACUGUUCACUCUGCAACCUGACGGCUUUGCAAUUCUGCACAGAAAAUGUGCGGUUGAAGUAUUUUACUGAACGUGCAGCAGCGAAGAAGAGUUAUGCAUUGUGAGCCUCAGAAUUUAUGCACUGCCUGACACUUUUUCCUGCAGAACACCGGCUCGGAGCAGUCCAACAUUUUGCAAAAUAGAUGUUCUGGAAUUCAAAGCAAAGUUUGCAGCAUGGCUGUUCACUGAAGGGAAUUAAGCAACAUUUGUGCAAGAAAGCUAAAACAUUCAGGCGAACUGAGGCGAUCAUAAAAUUUUAUUGAGAUUGAAUUUUGAAUACUUAAAUGCUGAUGAACUUGGUUUUUAUUCGAUCUUUUGUUACGUUUUAGGUGCAUUUGCGUUGAAAUAAUUUAGACUUUAGAUGUUUAGCUUUUGUUCAAAGCCUCGCUAAGUGCAGCAGCUCAAGCUGAAAGCUCCAAAGGUGCACUUAGCGAUUUGAAGAAACACUAAUUUCAGCAAAGCUGAACCAAAAAUACAAAUACACAAGGCACUCUGGCUUAGAGUCUGAAAUGAAUUAUUGAUCAGAUAGCUUCAAGCAGAGGGUUUUGGUGUAUUCAGAGCGAGUUGGAGCUAAAGGUAGACAUCCAAUCAGAAUUUUAAUCAUGCUUGAUUUUAGCAGAGGCUGCUGUCUGAGGAUAGAAAUGACAACAACAAAAAACUCAGAUAGAAAACAGUCAAAAUUUUUGCAAAGCUUUUUCAUUUAUGGAGUUCAUUUGCAUUUGCAGAAGCAGCAGGUUGCCCACUCACAUUAAGCAUUAAGAGAUUUCAUGAAAAGAAAUUACCAGUGCUCCAAAUAGAGUUUUGCUCUGUAAAUUAUAGAUCUUUCUUUUACUGAAUUCACAUACUGCGACUUUCAGGAAACAUUUACAAAGGAUUUAAUCAUGUUAAACUUUUACACAUGUUUUGUUGACAUGUAAUGAGGCAGAAUGAAGAAAAAAUGUCAUUAUCAAUUGACUUUCAAGGUAAUAAAAAGAUUUUUAUAUCAAUCUUGGAAAUCCUUUUGAAGUUCAACAUAAAAAUUUUUUGUUGAAGCGUAUUAACUGUUUUUGAUGAUGUACUCACCAACAGCAGAUAAAGUGGCUCAGCAAUUUGACAAAUAGUAAAUCAUUAUAUAUAAAAAUAAACAUCAACAAGACAAGCAUCACUUAAAAAAAC
Messenger RNA from Oryzias melastigma (Indian medaka), 3419 nucleotides. RefSeq names its product cyclic AMP-responsive element-binding protein 3-like protein 3-A. Lineage: Eukaryota; Metazoa; Chordata; Actinopteri; Beloniformes; Adrianichthyidae. Gene Ontology annotation, cellular component: nucleus. The transcript has 10 exons. Bases 229 to 1410 code for a protein of 393 amino acids. The record is from RefSeq and is a predicted model, not a curated record. Gene Ontology annotation, molecular function: RNA polymerase II cis-regulatory region sequence-specific DNA binding; DNA-binding transcription factor activity, RNA polymerase II-specific. Gene Ontology annotation, biological process: regulation of transcription by RNA polymerase II.